Molecule: messenger RNA, 1924 nt
Organism: Amphiprion ocellaris (clown anemonefish)
Lineage: Eukaryota; Metazoa; Chordata; Actinopteri; Pomacentridae
Gene: fgb
Product: fibrinogen beta chain
Exons: 13
Coding region: 61-1545 (494 amino acids)
Biological process (GO): platelet activation; protein polymerization; blood coagulation
Cellular component (GO): fibrinogen complex
Molecular function (GO): signaling receptor binding
Source: RefSeq, a predicted model, not a curated record
CAGGCUCAGAAAAGGGAGCAGAGCAGCUGAUGACAGUUGGAGGAAACUAACUUUAUAAGGAUGAAGACGCUGCUGCUGCUGUAUUUGUGCGUUUAUGUGAGCUGGGCAGCAGAUAAUCUGGAAUAUGACGACUACGACACGGACGCCAAAACAACAGACCAGAACACCACCGCUGGAGCUAAUGUAAACGCUCGUGGUCAUCGCCCCCUGGUGAAAGGCAGAGAGUACUACAGCCGAAACCGAAAUGCCCCUCCACCAAUCAGCGGCGGCGGCAGGUAUCGCGGUCGGCCGACUUCAGCGCCGGUCGGAGGUCAAAAGGUGGAGGAGAAGGUCCAGCAGCCCGAAGCUGGAGGAUGUAGUCACGCCUCAGAGCAGAUGGGCGUCUUGUGUCCCACCGGCUGUGAGCUGAAGACCACACUGCUGAAGCAAGAGGACGACGUCAAGAGGAGCAUCAGGCAGCUGAAGCCUCAGGUGGAGGAUUUGUCCCGAUCCUCCAACAACAUCUUCAACUACGUCAACGGCAUGUCCAUCACUCUGCGGGAGAGGCAGCGAGUCUUUAAUGACAACAACCGGGUGGUGGGUCAAUACACCGACCGAGUGGAGGAGCAACACGCCUACAUCAAGGAGACUGUGGACACCGUUUUCCCUUCAAACAUCAGAGUGCUGCAGGGAGUUCUGGACAAGAUCAAGCUGAAGAUCCAGAAGCUGGAGAAGGCCAUCCAGGCCCAGAAGGAGGAGUGCAAGGAGCCAUGCAAGACCAAAUGCCCCAUACCAGUGGUGUCCGGUAAGGAGUGUGAGGAUAUCUUCCGUCGUGGAGGAAAAGACUCCCAGAUGUACCUGAUCAAGCCCGAUGCCUUCAGCUCUCCAUACAAGGUCUACUGCGACCAGUCCACCCUGAACGGAGGAUGGCUUCUCAUCCAGAACAGGCUCGACGGCAGCGUUGACUUUGGCCGACGUUGGGAUGAAUAUCGACGUGGAUUCGGCAACAUCGCCUUCGAUGCCGGCAAGGGUCACUGUGAGACUCCUGGUGAGUACUGGCUGGGUAACGACCGCAUCAGUCAAGUGACCAAGAUGGGCCCGACUGAGGUUCUCAUCGAGAUGCAGGAUUGGACAGGAGCCAAGGUCCAAGCCCAGUACCGCCAGUUCACCAUCCAGUCGGAGACGUCCAACUAUGUGCUGGCCGUCGACGGUUACUCUGGUAACGCUGGCAACGGUUUCCUGGAAGGAUCCCUGGAGCUGUUUGGUGAAAAUCGCACUAUGACCAUCCACAACGGCAUGAUGUUCAGCACCUACGACAGAGACAACGACAACUGGAAUCCCGGCGAUCCAUCCAAGCAGUGUGCCAGGGAAGACGGAGGCGGCUGGUGGUACAACCGCUGCCACUCAGCCAAUCCCAACGGCCGGUACUACAUAGGCGGGGCCUACACGAAGCAAAUGGCCAAGCACGGCACAGAUGACGGCGUGGUGUGGAUGAACUGGAAGGGCAGCUGGUAUUCGCUCAAGGCCAUCAGCAUGAAGAUACGGCCUUUCUUUGCCUCCAGAUAGCCGUGUCGGACAGCGUCAACACAUAAAAGACACACAGGAGACUCUGAGAAAUAUUACAGGAAGAAUUUAGGUUUAGUAACAUGAGUUUUGUUCACGCUGCACCACUGACAUUUUGUCGUCAUUUGGCUGUAGCCUUUACACAGAGUCUGGACAAAAUGGCGUAACAAGAGUGAAGAAACUGAAAUAUUUAAAGCAUUAAAAAACAGCAUUAAAUGAAAGCCUGACAUGUAGGGAAGAUGUUUUAAUGUCAGAUAAACGUGGUACCUUCAACAUUAAGGAGAGAAACCGGACGAGCUAUGACUAAAUCUACUGCGAUGUGAUGUCUGUCUUGUUAUGUGUGACACUGACUGUCCACUGAUAAUAAAUGAGUCAAACUGUG